AUGAGUGAUAGGCAAGCUUGGAGAGCUAUGGCACAAGCAAAGAAAAAGAUCCAAGGUGAUGAAGAAGAAAAUUUCAAGAUGCUAUGGGGUUAUGUGGCAGAAAUCAAUAGAACAAAUUUCAUGUCUACUUGUCGUGUUAAAUUGAGUGAUCUAACAGAUUUGAGUGGACAUAGUAGGUUUAUGAGGCCAAUAAUAGGUGUUGAUGGUUGUCACCUUAAGUUAGCCACAAGAGGCCAAAUGCUUAUUGCAAUUGGAAUAGAUGCCAAUGAUAGUAUUUUCCCAUUGGCAUAUGCAAUAGUGGAGGGUGAAAAUAAACAAUCUUGGUGUUGGUUUUUAGAAUUUUUAAAGAGAGAUUUAUUAAUUGGAGAACACAAUGAAGAAGAGUUCACUUUCAGAUCUGACAAACAGAAAGGUCUAUUGCCAGCUUUUGAAGAUACACUGCCUAGAUCUGAACACAGAUUUUGUGUACGACAUCUACAUGGGAAUAUGAAACUUGCUGGGUUUCAAGCUAGAGAAAAACCUAUAAUUGCUUGCCUAGAAGGCAUGAGGCAUUUAUUGAUGACUAGAGUGCUAGAGAAGUUGCAGUGGAAUGAGAAGCAAGCUGCCAGCUAUAGAGGAUUUCAGUGUGGUCUACAUGAGUUUGAUAUACAAGGUUUUUAUGGAGACCAACAGUCUGUGAAUUUGGAAGUAAGAUCUUGUACUUGUAGAAUAUGGGAUUUAACUGGAUUGCCUUGCAAACAUGCCAUUUGUGCUAUUUGGAUUAAGCAUGGGAAAGGUCCUGUUUAUGCAUAUGUCAAUCCAUGUUAUACAAAGGCAAGAUAUUUACAAAUCUAUGAAGGAUCAAUUCAUCCUAUGGCAGGUGUAAGUGAAUGGCCAGUGGUUGAUAGAACUCCACCUUUACCCCCCCUGUUUAUAAUGCUAAACCUGGCAGACCAAAGAAAUUGA
This is a messenger RNA of Ipomoea triloba (trilobed morning glory), 945 nucleotides long. RefSeq lists its product as uncharacterized. The record is from RefSeq and is a predicted model, not a curated record. Gene Ontology annotation, biological process: DNA transposition. Lineage: Eukaryota; Viridiplantae; Streptophyta; Magnoliopsida; Solanales; Convolvulaceae. Gene Ontology annotation, molecular function: zinc ion binding; DNA binding; transposase activity. The transcript has 4 exons. The coding region runs from base 1 to 945 and encodes 314 amino acids.